ACCCCAUCUCUAUUAUCAAAUACCAGUGUUUUUUGCAUUGUUUAUUAAUUGUUCGAAUUGGAUAUCUGCACUGCCCCGAUAAUGGAUAUAAGUGCAGAUGUGGAUCAGAUCAUAGCCAAGGCCCCGAACUGGAACAUCGAGGGUGACUGCGCUCUCUUGGCGUUGAUGAAGCGCAUUUCCCAGAAUUUGCAUGAGAGGGUGGAUAAGACUUCUAGCCGGUUUGAAGAGUUUGAGGUCAGCGUUAAACGUGCCGAUAUAGCCCUCAGCAAUGCCAACAACAGCCUGCGCUCCCUCCAGUUUGGCCAACAAUUUGUGGAGUAUAGGGUGGAAGAAAUUAAGGACGAAGAUUUGGCCAUGCCCCAGGAUAAAAAAGAACCGGAGACCCCUCCCAUGAGCUCUGAGGAAAUGGCUAAACAAUUUUUAGAGAACAACUUGCGAAUGUUCCGCAAAAACUACGAAGCGGUGACCAUCGAAGUGCCAGAUUCCGAUGAUGAGGAUGCGCCAGUGACCACUACCACCGUGUUCCGAGCCAAAAAUCCAUAUGACGCCAUUCCUCUGCCUUAUAUUAUUGGAUCUAAAGAGUGGAAUGAACACAAGUACGCCGGGUUGUAUGACAGUAAAGAAAAUAGUGAAGAUGAGAAGUCUGAGGAGUUCUCCUCAAGCUCAUCUGAUGAGAGGGAACCAGUGCCUUCAACAUCUAAAAAGGCCGCGAACAAACCUGUUGAGCCUCACAUGUCAGACUCCUCUUCUUUAGCCUCGUUGCCUAAGGAACCGAAAAUUAUAUCCCCUACGAAGGCACCUAAUCCUCUUCCUACAUUUCCCACACCAACGCCACCGGCUGGUCCGGUCAAGGAGCCUGCUCCAAAGUCUUCACAGCCACGUCCAAUUAUAAGCAGUCAAAGGAACCCGCAUGAGCAUGACAUGUUUGCGGCGCUCCGGCAAUCACCGCCAAGCGAUGAUCCGCCGUCGACUUCCUCAUCCCCAGCAUCUUCACCAGCCUUUGGAAAUGUUCCUGGAAGGUUGCCAAAAGUAUCGACAGCUUCUAUUAGUUCCAGUAGCAACAGCCCGGCACAUCAACCGCCUCCAACACUUUUUGAUGAAGCUAUUGCCCCCCAGACCUCUAGGGAAGCUCAGCUCCCAGAAGCUUCUAAGCCAGCUGAAGUCAAACCAAGCCAAGUUAAGCGCAAGCCUGUCAAUAUUUUCAGCGAUGAUGAAUUUAAUUCAUUUAUGUCGGAAAUCACGCAGAAGGUGCAAGCUAAGGCAGGCAGCAGUUUAAAUACAACUCCAGCAUCUGACACUGUGAGUCCUACCCAGAGUUUGCGGAAGACCACACAGCCUGUAGAGCAAAAAGUUCCAAAGGAAAGUCAGACAAAAAUAAAUCCAACUGUUCCAACACCGUCAGUACCGAAGCGGGUCAAUUUAUUUGAUGAUAGCCCUCCGUUGAGUCCAACUCCAGCCACAAGCUCGACAUCGAGUGAGAUCCCUCCCAAAGGCCCUCAACAGAAUCCACCAAAACCCCUUUCUUUUGAUGCUCCUUCCUCAAGUACCAGGCGGACUAGUGACCUCCCGCCAAAGAAUCCACCAAAAGCCUUGCCAAAAUCAUUAUUUGAUGAUGAUUUGGAGGACGAUGAUUUCUUGAGUUCCUUCAACCCAAAGCCGAAGCCAACGGAACAAAAACAAAAGCCCAAAUCUCUAUUUGAUGAUGAUGAUUUGGAUGUGGAUGAUAUAUUUGGCAAAUCAUCCUCUAAACCAACAAAUUUGUCAACAAAAGUGGCAGGAAAAACCAGCUUAUUUGAUGACGAUGACCAGGACGAUGUCACGGAUAUAUUUGGCUCCAAGAAACUAACCACAAAGAGGCUCGAAGAAUCCCCGCCGAAGUCUUUGCUUGAAAAGAGUGUUGAGCCUCUGGUUCCACAUAGAAAGAGUCUUUUCGAUGACAUUGAGGAAGAAGAUUUAUUUGGAACACCAAAGGCUAAGAAUUUGUUUGCAAGUAGAGAGCAGAUUAGCCCCAUUUCACCAGAGAAAACUCAAGGGGAAGUAGAAAAGAGCCGUGAUAUCAAAGAGAUUAAAACAGAGGAGAUUCAGAACAAAGAAUUUAAACAAGUGGUACCAGAUGAUACCUUUAGGCCCAUCCAUGAUCAAAAAUCUCAAGCCACUGUGGCUGUAGAACAUCAGCAAGAGGCUAAGAAUGAGCCUCAAAUAGUUUCCACAAAACCUACUGAUUUGUUUAAGGAUGAUUUUAGUGACGAUGAUUCCUUUUUGACAGUGUCCCAACCCAAGGUAAAGCCUCAGGGCUCUAAAGAAACAAAAGAAACGAUAAAACCUGCUGAGAGGAAGUUUGUGCCUCCAAAGCAAGACAUUCCAAUUCCACAAAGCGAACCAGAUAAGUUAUUUGAUGAAGAAGUAGUCCAAGAUGAACCCAAGACGAAGAGUAUCCCAAAGGUCCCUGCUACUACAAAGGAAACCAUCGAUCCAACUGAAGACUUCGUAAAAGAGAUUGAUCCGGAGAAAAUUCCGACGGAUAAAAUAGAUGAUGAGCCGGUUAAGAAACAAAAAGACAGUUUAGCAGGCAAGUUUUCCCCGAUCUCUGAGACUCCACCGCCCGAUGAUCAUCAAAACCAACAAGAUCCCAUUAUCAGCAUGGUGGCCGAUAUAACCAACAAGUCACCCAAGACAGAGCCCACGCCGCGUCGUGCAGCGGAUCUGGCCGCAGCUCAGCAGAUUAUGCAGAACUACACAAAUUUAUUUUCGGAAGAACCGCCCGAUGACAGCGAGUUCUUCCAGACGCUCGGAAGCAGCGGCCUGAGUAGUUUAAGUGCCUCAAAGAUCUUCGACCACGAACAAGACUUCUUUGAGCCGGCUUUGCCCAAGGUUCCAAGUGCCACUAAAUCAUCCGUGGUUUCGCCAAGCGAAGUACAACCUUCCCCAUCCGAUUAUGGUGGCAUGCGGUUGUUCAGUGAUGUUCCACCCGAGGAUUUUGGUUCAGAUCCAGUGCCGGAAAAGCAGGUCGAACCCCAAAAAGUCGAGACCUCAUCCACCACCACUCGCAUCCACACGAUUUUCUAUGAUGAUUUUAGUGAAACAGCCAGAGCCGGAACUGUGCCCACCACUCCAAAACAUUCCGUAUCCACGGAGAAGCCUCCUCCAGCUGACGAGCCUGAUCGUAGCAAGGUUAAGGAAGCCUCUGAAUUACCCGCUCCAGCGUCUCCUGUAAAGAAACUUAAAAUGCCCAACAUCAACAUCAACGUGCAGGCACUGCUUCCGGGCUCAGGGGCUCGGCCCAAAGUACUCAAAAAGCCAGAGACUCCGCAUUUGGAUGAAGACUCUCAAGUUCCAGCACAUCCUGAUAGCUUAGUAACAAGUCCAAAGGAAGCUGUCACUCCGCCAUCGACAGAAGGUGGACUGCAGCACGUAAACAAGACCCGGGUCCGGGGACCACCUCGCCGGCGUCCAUCCACGCGAAAGGGAAGACAGGAAAACUAUGAAAAAAGCUUGCUAGAUGAUGAAAGAAUAAACAAAGAAGUGGAAGGAUCGAAUUUGGAAAGCCAAGAUGAUUCAGAAAGCAUUUCGAUUCAAACCCCUUCGUCAAAGACAGCUCCCCAAGAAAAUGUACUUUCUUCUCCAGUGGCUCUUUUCGACGAGCCACCAGAGGAUAAGCCCACUCCCGAGAAGGCAUCUGCAGGAAGUUCCUUUUUGGAUAGCGAUGAUGAAUCACCGUUUCCGGUCCUGGCGCCUCCUCCAAAGCUCCAAACGGUUACUGCUCCUGAGAAGAAUAUCUUGGCUGCCACGAACCCCUUAAGGACAAAUGAGCCACCUUUAAUGCAAUCGAAAACAGCUCCUACAAAGCAAAUCAAGUUAUUCGACGACAGCGAUGAUGAUGAUGAUGAUGACCUGUUUGCCACAGCAAGUCUGCCUGCACCCGUGCCCACCGCACAGACCACCUCCAAGCCAACUACGCAAAGCAAACAGUCAGCCAAGCAGAAGGCUUCCUUCUUCAGCAGCGAUGAAGAUGACGAACUGAUUCCUGCCAAAGCUCCUCCCAAGAAGAAACUGCCCGCCAAGACAACCAAGAGUCUCUUUAGCGACGAUGACGAUGAUGAUGAUCUGUUUGGAGGGAGGUAUACUUCCAAAGCUAGCACCUCCAAGCAGACCAGGCCUGCAAGCCGUUCUACUGCUAAGCCCGCUCCCAGCAAGACCUCCAGAGCGAGCUCCAAAACUCCCAGCGAUAAUCCACUGGCCGAUUUGCUUUUUGAGUGA
Molecule: messenger RNA, 4257 nt
Organism: Drosophila bipectinata
Lineage: Eukaryota; Metazoa; Arthropoda; Insecta; Diptera; Drosophilidae
Source: RefSeq, a predicted model, not a curated record